Molecule: messenger RNA, 1218 nt
Organism: Aspergillus luchuensis
Lineage: Eukaryota; Fungi; Ascomycota; Eurotiomycetes; Eurotiales; Aspergillaceae
Product: RNA 3'-terminal phosphate cyclase-like protein
Exons: 1
Coding region: 1-1218 (405 amino acids)
Biological process (GO): ribosome biogenesis; endonucleolytic cleavage of tricistronic rRNA transcript (SSU-rRNA, 5.8S rRNA, LSU-rRNA)
Cellular component (GO): nucleolus
Molecular function (GO): RNA endonuclease activity
Source: RefSeq, a predicted model, not a curated record
AUGGCGUCAACAUCUCAACCCCCUCUUCGGUUCACUUCCCACAAGAACUUCGUGUACCGUCUCGUCUUCGCUUCGUUGACCGGCCGCACGAUUCAAAUUUCCCAGAUCCGUCCUUCGUCGCCUACGAAUCCCGGUCUCGCUCCUCAUGAGAUCUCCUUCCUCCGUCUCCUGGAGUCCAUUACCAAUGGCUCCCAGAUGGAGAUCUCGUACACCGGUACUAUCCUUGUUUAUAAGCCCGGUCUCAUUACAGGCAGUUCGCCAGGCGUGGCCACGAGCAGCGGAGGUGUCGUCAGGCACGAGCUCCCUGCAGGGUGCAAUCGUGGUGUGAGUUACUAUCUGCUGCCACUCUGCCUUCUGGCACCCUUCUCCAAGGCGCCCAUCAAGGUCCUUUUUACUGGUCCAGGUGUGAUCACCUCGUCCACCCCGACUGGUGACAUGUCCGUGGACAGUGUGCGGACUGCCAUUCUCCCUCUCUACAACCAAUUUGGAAUUUUCAACAACAUCGAGCUGCGUAUCCUACGGCGAUCGAACCCUGGACCCAAUGGCAGAGGCGGCGGUGGAGAAGUUCAGCUAGUAUUUGGCCACCAGCUCCGGCUGCCGAAGACCCUGCACCUCAUGAACGCCGGUCGCAUCAAGAAGGUCCGCGGUGUGGCCUACUCUGUCGGUGUUUCCGCAUCCAAUAACGCAAGAAUGAUCGAAACUGCCCGUGGUGUUCUGAACCCACUCGUCCCUGACACCUAUAUCUUCUCUGAUGUGUCGUCGGCGCCGCUCGUGCCUGCCCCCGAGAAGAGCAACCCCUCCGCGAAAAAGAAGAUUGGUCUUGGUUUCGGACUCUCGUUGGUCGCUGAGUCGUCUACUGGCUGCCUGUUCUCCGCCGAUGUGGCGUCGCCUCCCGCAGGCGGCGAGGCGCCUGAAGACAUUGGGAAGCGAUGUGCUUACCAGCUACUCGAGGCCGUUUCGAAGGGAGGUUGCGUUGCCCCUGCAGCUGUUCCGACCAUGCUAGGUCUGAUGACGAUGGGAUCGGAGGAUGUUGGACGAAUCCAGGUUGGUCGGGACGUGAUCGCCGAGGAGAGCACCAUCCAGCUGGCCAGGGACCUGACCAAGUUCGGUGCUCCGGGUUGGGGUCUGAGAGACGCGAGUGGUGAGAAUGAGAAUGGGGACGUGAUCAUCAGUGUGGUUGGCCGCGGCAUUGGCAACGUUGGCCGUAAGGUUGCUUGA